Rotaria sp. Silwood2 is the source of this 297-nucleotide messenger RNA. NCBI's taxonomy places the organism in Eukaryota, Metazoa, Rotifera, Eurotatoria, Philodinida, Philodinidae. The record is from the annotation of a GenBank genome assembly.
AUGCCGAUUGAGGUUAUUGUUGCUGGUUUACCGCGUUCAGGUACGUUUUCAAUGCACGAUGCGCUCGAACGAUUGGGUUAUCAUAAAACGAUGCAUACACUUGUUCAUAGAAACAAUGUAGAACAAAUGGAAGCCUGGAAAGAAAUCUAUGAGAAACAUUUGGAGAAAAUAUGGACCAGCGAUGACUGGCGAAAAAUGAUUGACACGUUAUAUCCAGAUUUUGUUGGGGCUGCUGAUGCUCCUCCAUGUGAUUUUGUUGUUGAGCUUUCUAGAGCUUAUCCUGAAGCAAAGGUAUGA